This is a messenger RNA of Metarhizium acridum CQMa 102, 1944 nucleotides long. Lineage: Eukaryota; Fungi; Ascomycota; Sordariomycetes; Hypocreales; Clavicipitaceae. The record is from RefSeq and is a predicted model, not a curated record.
AUGGCCGCUUUGGCUGAGCAGCCCUACAACAACCUAUUCGCGCAACAGCAACGUACGGACGAUUACACCAAUUAUCCUGAACCCCCGCAGAACGCCUUUGGAUCUGCUUCUCCAAUGACCAUUGGUGUCACGUACCCUCCUAGCACAACGUCGAUGGCUUUUGAGCCCUUGCUUUACGCCGAGACCCCGAACUACAUUCUCAACGGCCACGCGUCUCCUGGUGUGUACCCAGAGGACGGUGACAUGAGACUGUCGUCCUCCGGUCUUUCAUCUGGUUCCCUACCCUCAGCGCCAUCUUCAGCAGUCGGUUCACCGCAGUCGAGCAAUGGACACUUGGGUGUGACUGACUGGACCAGUCACACAAUGAAUAUGCAACCCAGCGUUGUCGGGAAUGACUAUAUGGCCGCUCCCGAGUACUUUCAUGGAUCUGGAGUGGAGGAUUUCAGCAGUUUCGACUUUGGCGGACAGCCAAAAUCUUUUGUUGCGGGCAUGUGGCGGCCACAGCAAUUGACCAUGUCAUCCGCGGCCACACUCACUGACGCUGUUCCCGUUGUCGCAGAUCCUUCCCUCAUACACCCAGAAAUUGCCCGCCCCCCGAUGCCAAUCUCGCCUUACGAUGGCCACUUUCAACACGCUCAGGCACACCAAUUUGUGCCCUCGCCCUCACUAUCUUCAUCACCACAGCCCAACAUGGUUCGAACCGACAGCACCUCACCAUUCCUCCACAACGGCCCCUUUGGUCCCAACUACACUCACAGCCCAUACGGUGCACCCAUCGAUGCCAAUGGCCGCCGUGUGAGCAUGGCCAACUUCAUUUCCCCGGUUGGCUCUGCCGACUUUAGCAGCGAUGAAACCAAGGAGAAGCAAAGAUGCACCUAUCCCGAUUGUGGCAAGAUAUUCAAGGACCUAAAGGCGCACAUGCUCACUCACCAGAAUGAGCGACCCGAGAAGUGUCCCAUCCAGACCUGCGAAUACCACAUCAAGGGUUUUGCCCGCAAAUACGACAAGAACCGCCACACACUGACCCACUACAAGGGCACCAUGGUUUGCGGCUUCUGCCCUGGCUCUGGGUCUCCUGCUGAAAAGUCGUUCAACCGAGCAGAUGUCUUCAAGAGACACCUGACCGCAGUUCAUGGUGUUGAACAAACUCCCCCGAACAGCCGCAAGAAGACGCCAGCCGGCGUCGCCACUGGAAAGAAGCUCACUGGCUACGCUCCCGAUGCCACUGGAAAGUGUAGUACGUGUUCGCAGACAUUUUCCAAUGCCCAGGACUUCUACGAGCAUCUGGACGACUGUGUCCUUCGAAUUGUGCAACAGGAGGAUCCCGCAGAGGCCAUCAAUGCACAGCGGCUGGCUGAGGUCGAGAACGACAAGAUGGUCCAUCAUACCCUGGAAAAGAACAACCUCCCAACUACAACACCGACUAUGCAGACCUCCCUGCAUGAGGACGAUGAGGAUGAUUUGGACAUGGGCGAGGACGAGGAUGCCGAUGAUGUUUCUUCCAAAGCCAACUCAUCGCCCUCAAUCAAGAAAAAAGGCAACCCUGUCAACGGUGUGCAAAAGUCCCGCGGUUUGACACACUCUCGAGGAGGUGUUCCAACGGCUACCAAGACUCGUGGCCGCAAGAACCGCCGCGACUACCCAUCAUCCUGGGGCUUUGACAAGGGCCAAAUGACGAUGCGAAAGCGUAUUAUGGCUGUCUUCGAUGGGUCCCGCAGAUUGGCCAAGGACGACAUGAUGCUUUCGACCGACCAUGAGGUUCGCAUCAAACUAUCGGAUGGCAAAUCAUACGUUACGGACCUUGAUGUCCAAACGCUCAAGCGGGCUGAGGGCUUCCUUGGCGCCACAGACGAUGAGAAGGGACCUUGGAUUUCUGAUGACCCCACGGAGGAACAGCUGAAGGAAAUGCAGGAAAUGUUGAAGACGAGUAGUGCCCCCACUUAA